Messenger RNA from Haemonchus placei, 282 nucleotides. Lineage: Eukaryota; Metazoa; Nematoda; Chromadorea; Rhabditida; Trichostrongylidae. The record is from the annotation of a GenBank genome assembly.
AUGACGGACGGCAUCAGGAAACACGAGAAGAUUGAGUCAUUUGAAUUCGAAAAGACCUAUGACUCCGCCCUGAAAAAGCUGAAAAAGGAGCUCGAAGAGGAGGAAAAGAAGAAAAGACAGGUAAAACAAGGCCCAACUGCCUUUGCAGCUCCAGCAAGUGCUGCGUUACUUGAGAAAGACGGGCCGAAAAGAGGAAUAACGACGAGAGUUGUAACUUCGUUCAAGCAGCUUCGGGAGAUCUUGAUGGAAUGGACAACGCAUGCCAUUUGGAUCAUUGUGUAG